This is a messenger RNA of Darwinula stevensoni, 602 nucleotides long. Lineage: Eukaryota; Metazoa; Arthropoda; Ostracoda; Podocopida; Darwinulidae. The record is from the annotation of a GenBank genome assembly.
AGUGGCACCAAUUUUUUGUGGCUUUAUGAGAGUGGGCAGGUGAAGAUGGCCUCAGCAACCAUGAAGGUCACCACUGGACUCACUCGUCUAGCUGUGGCAAAAACUCCGCAUCACACACUAUCAGUUCUUUAUGGAAAGAUUCUUCGAUGUGUUCAAAAGAUGCCAUCUGAUGCUGCAUACCGCCGAUACACUGAAGAGAUUGUCAAAGAAAGAGUCAUUGCUGUGGAAGAAGAGCCUAACAUCUUCAAGCUGGAAGAACGGAUCGGCAGUGGACAGGUGGAGGAAGUGAUACUUCAGGCUGAAAAUGAACUGUAUUUAGCCCGAAAAAUGUUGGAAUGGAAGCCCUGGGAGCCCUUAGUGGAUAAGCCCCCUGAUAAUCAGUGGAAGUGGCCUGUUUAAAUUGACUCUGUUUUCACGCAGUAAAUUUCAUUAAUGGAUUUCCUUGUAGAGUACCAUCAUAAUUAUUGUUUCUUGUGAAUUUUGUUGAACUCAUUCUUAACUCUGUACUGCUUUCUGUCGAGCAUGCAGGACAGAAUGCAGCAUAGAGUUAAUAAUCUGUUCAUGACAGUAUGAAAGAUUGAGAAUAGAGUAUGAUGAAUGUC